UUGCGUUGGGAUCGUUUGAGUUGUCGGGCACAUGUCCCAGAGGCAGUGCACCCGAGUUACAUUGAUCCCGGAUCUCAAACUCCGAAUUUCGUAACAGAGAAAAUGUGCAGCAAGAUUCUUCUAAUAAUGUAUCGCGAAGAAGCGGCACAGCUGUGUGAUGUGUUUGAACAACGUCUGUUGCUUCAAGUUGAUCCUGCGCGUUUGGAAGAUUCCUUCAUGAAGCAUGAACUAUUUCUCUGUGUUGAACUGUGGUUUGCCGAAGAAUCAGUAAACGAAGCGUUUGUGGUCCAAGCCAUGGAGAAGCUGCAUGAACGCGAACUACGGAUUCAUUUCACACCCACCCGAGGACUUCAUCACCAUUUCGAUGUGUUUUUUGACUACUUUCAUCUUUGUGCAGUCGAAAUGGCCAUUCACGGUGCUCUUACCAACAUUUCGCCGAGUGUGAUCAGCCCACCGAAACCAACACAGCGCAUGAGUUCGCUGCCACGGUCUGCCUCGUUGCAGAAUUUGGCCCAACAAUCCUGGCAUAGAAUAUUGUUCAGCGUGCGUAGCCAUGCAACCCGUAAACAACUCGCACUCGCCAUACACCGACACCUAUGUCAUGCUCUGCUCGCAGCUCGUGAAUCGAUGCUGCUGUUCUGGCGCGAAAUUCUCCCAUAUUUACCUAUUCAUUCCAAACCACGUGAUGAUUCGCUGGAUUUUUCACACAAGUUAGAGCAGCUGGUAGAAACCAUGAUGGCACAAACCACAGAUGAAGAUAUGGCCAAUCAGAUUUCACUGGACGUUUCAAGAUUGUCUUCACAAAACACGGUGCUUAUUAAAAAGUUGUGCAAAUCGUGCGCACUCCAGCCUAAAGUUGCAACCUACCUCAGGCGUAAAACCCAUCAAAUUCGUAUGAAGCGGUUUGCGGAGUCGUUUUUCUGUCAAGAGCUUUCACUCGUUCAUCUUCUGGCCGUGUAUGAUCCGAAUACGGUUGGACACGAGGCACUAGCAAACGAAGUAAGACAAUCCGCCUACUUUCAACACUUACCUUCACUACCUGUCAGCUGCCGCGAAUUGGAUGGAGACACGACUAGUUUGCCGAUUAUUUUCGAGGACAUAUAUCUAUCGCCUCCGGUCGAUUCAACUGAUGUGAAGGAAUCAGGAGGGCUCGGUGACGAUGCUGUGUACGAGACUGUCAAACCGUCGGUGCUGGCUGAUCGUUGCAGUUCACCAAUAAGCGUACUUGUCAAUGGCACCUGUGAACCUGUAAAGACCAGAAAGACUGUGGACGUUGCUGUUGGUACUCGAUCCGAAGUUCGUGGACGGCGUUCGUCACUCGUCGGUAGCUGCCCUGAUCAACACGCACGCACCUCCUCCCUGUACAAACUCAAGUUAUUUUCACGGUCCAGUCCGGCGCUUGCGGAUAUUGGACUUCCUCGUGUGUCACUCAAUCUACCACCGGUUCUGCGGUAUCUCGGCCAGAAUAAACGAAGACGAUGCCGAACCAGUUAUCCAGGACGUCGAUCAUUUCACCUGAUUCGGCCGCGGGUUCACAGUGUUCUGCCUACUCCCAACCACACAGAUUCCAUCCGUUUAUUAGGCUACCGCAACCGUACACCGGAUGAUUCGAUGGAGAACUUGUUCAUUUCUUCAGAUACUCCCAUCCGCCGACCCACUACACACAGAUCACGUGAUCGCCACCCUUCCACCCCCGAGUUGCCCACUAGUAAUGCCUCCGUCGGGCGUGUUGGGCCAGUAAGUCGCGAAUCGUCUUCAAACCAAUCGGGUCGCCAAGUCAGCUCGCCCACGAGAAUUUCUCUCUCCUCACAGCCCAAUGAUGAAUCUGCUAUGAAGGCCUCACGAAAUAAAUCAAUAAUACGGGCGGACAGUUACUCCGAAUUCCGCACCAGGGCUUCUACUGUCUCUCAUUCUUCAUAUCGACGGGUGUUUCGCAAAGUGAACAUUUCGCGUGCACAAACUGUGCGACUAAGUUGGACUCCCAGUUCCAGUGAUCGACCGACCAUCGCACUGGGCACACUUAGUCGGCCACCUCCGUUUCCUCCCGGUGGCCGCAUGCCAAAACCUGAUGUGUCAGAAGGGAUAGAUCUGUUUCCAUUCUCAAAGUCCCAUACUCUCUCCAGCCUGUCGGUACCGAAUAUUUUUACUACCUGUUCACCAUAUCGAAUCAACUCUGAUUCUGCCUUGAGCGAAUCUACGAAGAAAGCGAAAACAUUCAGACACCUCAAACAACGGCCUAGGAAACUUUCUUGUCGAGGGUCGAGUUUAGCCUAUUUGGGUUCCUGUCCCGAUUUGACGGUAUCAGUGGUUCCAGAACUGGCUCUACACAACACGUCCGCCCAACUAAUUACUCAGUCGGCUAAUCGUCGUCACCUUACUUCAGUCAACUUAGCGCGAUGCAUCUCACGGUCCACAUCGGACGUGGAGUCUGCAGUGCGUGCCUCCAAAUCCACCCUAUUACUACCAUCCUUUGACACUAUUGCUGAUACAACCGUCUCCGCCACAGGUCCCAUGGAAUCCCGAUCGCUCGAUAAGGGUCUCCAAUCAACCGACAACCGCAAUAACAUUGGUCCUACUACCCUUGGCACUCGUUCUUUGGUAAAGGACCUUCAAAUUAAUGGCGAUUUGUCCGUUGUUCCGGUAGAAGCACACCAUAUGCACAGUGAAACAACUGUAACCCCUCGGAUUCAACACGUAAACGGGAAGCCCUGCGCGAUAGUCAAUCAAAAUAUCGCAUUUAACAUAAAUCACGUGUAUGAGUCGAAUCCUAUUGGACAGGCCCCAGCACAACCGUCUUCUGUCAAGUCACCGAAUGAACACCGGUUAACUGAAUGCGGCUAUCACGUGUUGAAUCUUGAGGAUAGUGAAGAUGAAGAUGUGUUCCCGCACGAAAAUCCAAAGGAUGAAAAGCUUAGUUUUGUGGAGUUGUUGCGACAAGAGAAUGCAUGUCUCUCCAGUGUGAUGGCCACAAAACAUGCACAGUCUGCUGUGAAUCUAAAGGCACUGGACGUUUCUCGCGUGCGCCAACCAAAAGAUGCUCAGUCCGUUGGUCAUUUGCCAAUGACCCCUCUGUCUAACCCAGGCGUCGAAAACGAACUCCCUCUUAGUUUUUGUCCAAGUGGCCUUCAACGCUCUCUGAUUGACCUCGUGUGCCCGGGUGUGAUGGAUUUUCUACAACUGAAGGAAGACAUCAAGCGAAAAAUCGCUGUUGACUUUCAGGGCCACGUAUACAGUGAUUUUGCCACUGUAGCAUCACCUUAUGCCUAUUUCUCCGAAACAGACUCACAGAGUGAAGAUGUUCAUUUGGUUGUUUGCGUUCAUGGAUUAGACGGAAACGCCAGUGAUUUACGUUUGGUCCGAGUUUACUUACAACUGGCUCUCCCCGAAUGUCGUCUGGAAUUUCUCAUGUCUGAGUGCAAUCAGCAGGACACAUUCGGUAGUUUUGAUUCAAUGCGCGAUAAUCUGGUUGAUGAAGUGAUUGAUUUCAUCCGUGAACUGGGUGAACCACCAACUCGAAUCAGGUCUUCCAUCGUUUCGCUUUUUGAUCUCACAUACAGUUUUAUUGGACACAGCAUGGGCUGUGUUUUGGUUCGAGCUGCUCUGCUCAGCCCAUUGAUGAAGCCCUAUCUCCCCAAACUUUACACAUUCUUAUCUCUGAGUGGACCUCAUCUGGGUACCGUGUACAAUUCUUCCGGCCUCGUCAACAUGGGCAUGUGGGUUAUGCAGAAGUGGAAGAAAUCUGAGAGCCUUUCCCAACUGCGACUCCGGGACGAUCCAGAUCUGCGCCAAACCUAUAUGUACAAACUUAACGCCAGUGCUGGUUUGGAUUUAUUCCGCUACGUUCUACUAGUGAGCAGUCCACAAGAUCGCUAUGUGCCUUACCAUUCCACACGAAUCGAACUAUGCCGUGCAGCAGUUCGAGACAGUUCUUCUUUAGGUAUUGUGUACAUGGAGAUGGUUACGAACGUGUUGCAACGCCUAAUCAAGUCUCAACGGACAACCGUUGUCCGCUACGAUAUUCACUAUUCUUUGGGAACGUCUGCAAACAACCUCAUCGGCCGCGCAGCACAUAUCGCCGUGUUGGACUCGGAGAUAUUUCUGGAGAAAUUUAUCUGUGUUUCAGCUGCCAAAUAUUUCCGAUGACCUAGGGAAAUUGCAGGCUGUGAUGCACAUCAAGUUCCCGGUGGUCAGCUUCGCCCGGUUGCUGUACUCAAACGGCGAUUCGUCCAGCUCGCUCUCCUCACCUAACCUCAUGAGUUCGCAACUCACAUCAAGAGCAUUUUUCAGUCUCGCCCCUUUUGCUCUGAUAUUUUGCUUUUUUUUUAAUUUUCCGAACUUUGUACGAGUGCUUUAAUUUGUACUUGGACUCGGAUGGCUUCUUUCCCUGUUUAUUCUUUCAUGCACGCCGACCUCUGUUUUUCCUGAUGAACCACCCUUGUCGCUAGUCCACAUUACACAGUUUAUGCAUCAUUCUUUUCCGCGUGCACAGAUAGACACACAUUCAUACCCCACACACGGUAUUUCUACGUUUUUUGUAUUUACUUAACCAUUAUUCAUUUCUGUUUGAUAUCUUCACUGGUUUGCCGUUUCGUACUUAUUUGGCUGUCUUGUCUCCGUCCAUGUACUUACUCACUUCUCUUUGUUUAUUCUUAUAUCUUAUUUGAUCAGUUCCACACAGCACUCUUUUGGUCCAAGUGGGAGUGUAAAGGUCCGUGUUUUUCAGAUUACAUCUUGCUCAACCCG
Messenger RNA from Opisthorchis viverrini, 4743 nucleotides. RefSeq lists its product as hypothetical. The record is from RefSeq and is a predicted model, not a curated record. NCBI's taxonomy places the organism in Eukaryota, Metazoa, Platyhelminthes, Trematoda, Opisthorchiida, Opisthorchiidae. The transcript has 17 exons. The annotation marks the transcript as partial.